Salvia splendens (bonfire salvia) is the source of this 771-nucleotide messenger RNA. RefSeq names its product premnaspirodiene oxygenase. Lineage: Eukaryota; Viridiplantae; Streptophyta; Magnoliopsida; Lamiales; Lamiaceae. The record is from RefSeq and is a predicted model, not a curated record. The coding region runs from base 1 to 771 and encodes 256 amino acids. Gene Ontology annotation, molecular function: oxidoreductase activity, acting on paired donors, with incorporation or reduction of molecular oxygen; heme binding; iron ion binding. The transcript has a single exon.
AUGAGCAACCCUCCCUUCCGCUGCUUGAGAGAUCUCUCCAAUCAGCACGGCCCCUUGAUGCACCUCAAGCUCGGGGAGCGCAGCGCUAUCAUCGUCUCGUCGCCAGAGCUCGCGAAACAAAUGCUAAAAGAUCUCGACCCGCGCUUCGCCCAGCUGCCCGAGUAUUUAGCCAGCAAGAUCCUGUGGUACGCGGGCAGCGACAUCGGCUUCAGCCCCUACGGCGAGUACUGGCGCCAGAUGAGGAAGUUCUGCGUCAACGAGCUUCUCAGCACUAAAAUGGUGCGACUCUUCCAAUCGAUCCGGGAAGACGAGUCAGCUCGGCUGGUCGAAUACUUGCGCGAAUCUUCUGGAAGCUCCGUGAAUUUCACGGAGAAGCUCUUCUCCUUGUCGAGCUCCAUCACCUUCCGCGCUGCCUUUGGCGCGGCGUGCAAGGAUAAUGAGGCGUUGCGGAAGUUGAUUGAGCACACGAUGGAGAUGGUCGGAGGGUUUGAGAUGCUGGAUCUGUUCCCCUCGUCGAGACUCGUCGCCGCGCUGAGCUGGAGGAGGAUGCGCCUCCUCAAGACGAUGCGGCGCGAGCUCGACGUGAUCAUGGAUGAUAUUAUCGACCGGCAUCGGAGAAAUCGCGGCCGGAAUUCGGAGUUUGGGGGUGAGGAUUUGGUUGAUGUGAUUCUUAGGGCUCAGGAGGAAGAGCUGCUCCAGUUUCCAAUUGAUAACAAUAACAUCAAGGCGGUCUUGUAUGUAAGUAUAUAUCUCUUCUCUUCAAAUAUGUAA